AUGUCCGGCCUCGACGUGGAGGCUCUUCUUGAGUCCACCGCCACGCCCGCUGCGGUCCCCGCCGCCUCGCCCCAGCAGGAUUCUGGCGAUGGCCACUCUAAUGUUUCGUAUGAUCGUCGCGACCGCGACCGUGACCCUUCCCGCGACAGACGCCGUCGCCGCCCUGUCGACGCUGAUGAUCACGAUGAUAUAAGAAGUCCCCACAGCGGUAGCGCUAACGGAAGCCAUAGAAGUCGCACUCCUGACAAUGACCGCCGCUACUCCCGUCGUGACCGUUACGGUGACCGUCGCUCUAAUGGUGACUAUUACCGCGGUGGAGGCCGUCACCGCUCGCGUUCGCCCCGCAAUGACCGUCGCUACCGCCCCCGUGUGGAGCGUGAUCAUAGCCGUGAUCAUAGCCGUGACCGUGGCCAUGACCGUGGCCAUGACCGUGGCCGUCGCGACCGUCGCCGCACCCCCACCAAUUCCCCUGAACCUAAUGACGAUGAGCGGGACAAGCGUACCGUUUUUGUGCAGCAGCUGACUGUUCGCCUUCGCACCCGAGACUUGAUCGAGUUCUUCACCCAGGCCGGGCCCGUCAAGGAGGCUCAAAUCGUCAAGGAUCGUGUCAGCGGCCGUUCCAAGGGGGUUGGAUAUGUCGAGUUCAGGGACGAAGAAUCUGUUGCCCGUGCCCUCGAGCUUACCGGACAGAAACUGACAGGUCAACCCAUCAUUGUGUCAUUGACUGAGGCAGAGAAGAAUCGCCAAGCCCGUAACCGGGAGGGUCGCUCUGGUGGUCAGACGACUGCUUCUUUCCACAGACUCUACGUCGGUAACGUUCACUUUAGCAUUACUGAGAAAGAUCUCUACAGCGUGUUCGUCCCCUUUGGCGAGCUUGAAUACGUUCAGUUGCAGACAGACGAGGAUGGACGCAGCAAGGGCUAUGGUUUUAUCCAGUUCGUUAAUCCUUCAGAUGCUCGCACUGCUUUGGAAGGAAUGAACAACUUUGAGCUCGCUGGCCGCACAAUCCGUGUGGGUCUUGGAAACGAUAAGUCUUCCACCCCAGAUGGCAAUGCCAAUCGCUCUUCAUCUUCAGCCAACCAACAGGGAUCCUCCUUCUCUGGCCAGGGUGGUCGUGGCAUCCAGGCCGGUGGUUCCAACAACUUUGCCCGUGCUGGCGGCAAUGAGCAAGGCGCCGGGGCCAGUGCCCUGGACGAUGCUGAUGUGGCUGGUGUGAACUUCAACAACUAUAGCAGGGACUCAUUGAUGCGCGCGCUCGCCCGGACCGGUGAAGCCAGUCCCGCUUCUCACGAACAGCAGAUUAUCCCACGCCCUGGAACUGAGGCCCGUCCCCUGCCUACCCCCGCAACCCCGGCCAGUCGCUGCAUUAAGAUCAGCAACGCGUUUGAUGCCUCCGAGGUCGAAAGCGACGAAUGGAUCAAGGAACUUGAGAACGAAGUCCGUGCCGAGUGUGAGCAAUCGUACGGCCGCGUAAUUCACAUUUCGCUGGAUCCACACUCCGACGGCGAUAUCUACCUCAAGUUCGAGCGCGUUGCUGGCGGAGAGAAAGCCUUGCAGGGUCUCAAUGGUCGUUUCUUCGGAGGCAGGACGAUAACUGCGGAACCCGUUGUCGACGCUGUCUACCGCAGUCUCUUCAACCGCAAUCGAGCUAUCUGA
Molecule: messenger RNA, 1656 nt
Organism: Penicillium chermesinum
Lineage: Eukaryota; Fungi; Ascomycota; Eurotiomycetes; Eurotiales; Aspergillaceae
Product: putative RNA splicing factor (Pad-1)
Exons: 4
Coding region: 1-1656 (551 amino acids)
Biological process (GO): mRNA processing
Cellular component (GO): nucleus
Molecular function (GO): RNA binding
Source: RefSeq, a predicted model, not a curated record